CAAUCACCGAACAAAGAGUAUCUGCUAGGCCGUCAGCAGGGCAAGCCAGCGGAGAGCUGAGCUCUCCGAUUGGGAGCCUUCCGCCUGUGCUGAACUUCAAGGCAAGCGAAUCUGGCUACUGGCCCAGGCCGGAGGGGCUGUUUGUGUCCGUCUGCGGCCAGAUAUGUCUUUGCUGUACGGGGGUUUCCCCCGUGGAGCUGUAGCCGCAGCCUCGGGGAACCUGAAAAAGUUGGCGGUGUUGGGAAGGCCGCCGGUGUUUGGAAGCAAUGAGUGCAACCAAUCCAGAGCAUCAAGUUCAUUACCAGAAGAACAGAAGGCAUGUUUGCAAAAUGGGCCUGAUUUACAAGACUUUGUUUCUGGGGAACUUUCAGACAGAACCAAGUGGGCAGAAUAUAAAGGCAAUUUAAAGCGCCAGAAAAAUGAAAGGCUACGACUUCCACCAUGGCUGAAAACUCAGAUCCCAGCUGGAAAAAACUAUAACAAAUUGAAGAAUACAUUGCGAAACUUAAACCUACAUACGGUAUGUGAGGAAGCACGUUGUCCAAACAUUGGAGAAUGCUGGGGUGGGGGCGAGUAUGCUACUGCCACGGCAACUAUAAUGCUAAUGGGUGACACAUGUACAAGAGGAUGUCGAUUUUGCUCAGUAAAGACGGCAAAAACCCCACCUCCAUUAGAUCCUGAAGAGCCAUACAACACAGCGAAAGCAAUUGCUGAGUGGGGUCUUGGUUAUGUCGUAUUGACCUCUGUUGACAGGGAUGAUAUUCCUGAUGGUGGAGCAACACACUUUGCAAAGACAGUAUCACAUCUAAAAGAAAGGAACCCAAAAAUCCUAGUGGAAUGCUUAACCCCUGAUUUCCGAGGAGAUAUGAAAGCCGUGGAGCAAGUUGCACUGUCAGGGUUAGAUGUGUAUGCCCACAAUGUGGAAACUGUUCCAGAAUUGCAAAGAAUGGUUCGGGAUCCUCGGGCCAACUUUGACCAGUCCCUUCGUGUUUUGAAGCAUGCUAAGAAGGUUCAACCUGAUAUAAUUUCUAAAACCUCCAUCAUGCUGGGUCUGGGUGAAACAGAUGAACAAGUAUAUAGAACACUGACACUAUUACGUGAGGCAGAUGUGGACUGUUUAACUUUGGGACAAUACAUGCAACCAACAAAGCGCAGUUUAAAGGUUGAAGAAUAUAUUACUCCUGAGAAGUUUAAAUACUGGGAAAAAGUCGGAAAUUCCCUUGGAUUUCAUUACACUGCCAGUGGGCCUCUUGUCCGCUCUUCAUACAAAGCAGGUGAAUUUUUCUUGAAAAAUUUAGUAGAGAAGAGAAAGACAAGAGUAAUCUGAAAUGUCAACUACCCACAGGAAGACUUCUGCAUUUUAGUGCAUUUCAAAUAGCAGCAACAUAAACAAAGGAAGUGCAUUCAAAUAGCUUUCAGUGACUUAUCAGAACUAAACUUCACCUUGAAGUAUUUGGCUUGACAAGAGAAACAGCUACAGCAUAUUUGGAAAAUGAAGACACCUAAGCUCAUAUUUAAAAUAUUGUUUGUGUAAUAAUAGUGACAAAAUAAAGACCUGCUGGAUAUAGUGAGUGGCUUUCUCACUAAAAUGUUCACACAUAAUUCAAUAUCCUUUAAUUUCACCUUUUUGGUUUGUUUAGCCCUACAAGUCAACAAGAAAACCAUGUUAUAAGACACAACCCAGUCAAAUCAGGCAGUUCUCGAUUCCAGUUAUUUUUGGCAGGAGGGAUGUACAUGCCCAUUGAAGUGAAACUUAAAUAUGCUUAAAUGUGGCUGGAUCAUAAAUCACAUCUUUGAAGGCUUAACUCAUAACUGUGGACCACUAACCACUUGUAGUGAAGAGUCUGAUAUUAUUUAGACACAGGAUUAAGCUGCUCAUAAUACACUCUUAGCUGUGCUGACAAAUCUGCACAGAGCUGGUGUUACCAUCCACGCUUAUUCUGCCUGACUCUCAGGAGCCUCCCUGUUUGCAGUUGCAUCUCCAGGCAUGGAGAUUGCACUUUGGAUAUGCUCAGGAGCUGUACUGUAAUGUGAGCUCUCAGUUUAUAGUACAUAUGGGGACAGAUCACUUAGUUGGCAGUGGGAUAGUCGCCCCUAGAUUUGGCUACAAACAACAAAUUGGAACAUGGAUCUGAAAGGCGGUAUAUAAAUUUAACAAUAAAUAAAUAAAUAAACAAAUAAACAAACUCCUGAGGUCACUCUGAACUCAGAAGUGAACUCUAAGCUGCCCUCAUCCCCUCCCAGGAGAUAGCAACACGCUAACGAACUGAUUAUGCCAAGCAUUCGAUGCUCUCUACAAUCUUCGUGCUCUCCCAUGCUAUACAAUGGAGACUCUAAGGAUCCCAACAAACCAUCUUUGUGCUCCCUUGUUUGCAAUACUUGGGACUCCACUAGGCACUGCUUCUGCCCUCCUGCAUCCUGAAAAGAGUUUGAAAUUACUAUCUGGAUCAGUCUCUAUGCCAAUCCAUCCAGCUUGCCUUGCACCUAUAAGAAGCUGGACCCAUGGAGAAGCCAUUCUCGUGGUCAUCCCUCAUAUUAAUCCCUGCACCCCUUCUGCUUUCCACCAUGCUGAGGAGCGAGAUUCUGCAGCCCAGAAAUCUUGUUGUCUAGAUCAGGUGAAUAUGAGUCUUAGCCCCUCCUUGGGCCCCAAAACUAUCUCUGCUCCCCUUUCUUAAAUCUAACCCCAUCUCUCAGGUCUCUUUCUCUUGCCCACCUAGGAAACUGACACAAUUAGACCUUGAGCUAAAAUGCCUCAUUGCAGUUGGUUUAUUUAGAAACAUACUUUAUUGCUCUUUAAGUUAGAAAGUUAGUUAGUUAAGUUAGUUUAAUUGCUUAGUACAAUUUAUUGCUUUAACCACAAUUCUCUUCCUGUACCCCCACUCUCUCAAAUAAAUUCUUUUUUUAAAUUUUGAAA
This is a messenger RNA of Hemicordylus capensis (graceful crag lizard), 2914 nucleotides long. It is a transcript of the gene LIAS, whose product is annotated as lipoic acid synthetase. Gene Ontology annotation, biological process: lipoate biosynthetic process. Gene Ontology annotation, cellular component: mitochondrion. The record is from RefSeq and is a predicted model, not a curated record. Gene Ontology annotation, molecular function: lipoate synthase activity; 4 iron, 4 sulfur cluster binding. The transcript is spliced from 11 exons. The coding region runs from base 164 to 1327 and encodes 387 amino acids. Lineage: Eukaryota; Metazoa; Chordata; Lepidosauria; Squamata; Cordylidae.